Molecule: messenger RNA, 2202 nt
Organism: Nannospalax galili (Upper Galilee mountains blind mole rat)
Lineage: Eukaryota; Metazoa; Chordata; Mammalia; Rodentia; Spalacidae
Gene: Igfbp4
Product: insulin like growth factor binding protein 4
Exons: 4
Coding region: 230-1033 (267 amino acids)
Biological process (GO): regulation of insulin-like growth factor receptor signaling pathway
Cellular component (GO): extracellular region
Molecular function (GO): insulin-like growth factor I binding; insulin-like growth factor II binding
Source: RefSeq, a predicted model, not a curated record
UCCGUUCAGCCCCCUGCCCCCCGCCGCCUGCCGGCCCGGGCCGAGGAUGCUGCGCGGCGCCUCAGCGGUCAGGCUCGCUCCGCUCCAGUGCGCUUGCUGACUUCCAGGCUCGGUCCCCGCCUGCCCCGGCCACCGCGUGGUCCCCACGCCCUCGGGGUUUGGUCCAGGCUCUGACACCAGGUCCCGGCCGCUCGCUCCCGACCCCACACACCCCUCCUGCGCCCCGGCCAUGCUGCCCUUCGGCCUCGUGGCCGCCCUGCUGCUGGCCGCAGGGCCUCGGCCCAGCCUGGGCGACGAAGCCAUCCACUGCCCGCCCUGCUCCGAGGAGAAGCUGGCGCGCUGCCGACCCCCUGUGGGUUGCGAGGAGCUGGUGCGGGAGCCCGGCUGCGGUUGUUGCGCCACUUGCGCCCUGGGUUUGGGAAUGCCCUGCGGGGUGUACACCCCUCGUUGCGGCUCAGGCAUGCGCUGCUACCCGCCCCGAGGGGUGGAGAAGCCCCUGCACACACUGAUGCACGGGCAAGGCGUGUGCAUGGAGUUGUCGGAGAUCGAGACCAUCCAGGAAAGCCUGCCGCCCUCUGACAAGGAUGAGAUUGAGCUUCCCAACAACAGCUUCAGCCCCUGCAGCGCCCAUGACCAUAGGUGCAUGCAGAAGCACCUGGCCAAAAUGCGAGACCGGAGUGCCAGCGGGGGCAAGAUGAAGGUCAUGGGGGCACCCCGGGAGGACGUCCGACCUGUGCCUCAGGGCUCUUGCCAGAGUGAGCUGCACCGGGCCCUAGAGCGGCUGGCCGCCUCACAGAGCCGCACUCAUGAAGACCUCUUCAUCAUCCCCAUCCCCAACUGUGACCGAAAUGGCAACUUCCACCCCAAACAGGUGUGUCUCCCCUCUAGCUGCUCAGUCCUGGCCUCAGCAUGGGGAAAUCCUAGCUCUCCACAGGAUGGUCCCAGAGGAAGAACAGGGGUGAAGCUUCCAGGAGGCUUAGAGCCCAAGGGGGAGCUGGACUGCCACCAACUGGCUGACAGCUUCCGAGAGUGAGGCCUGCCAGUAGGCAGGGAUGCUCAGUGCCCCCUACUGCCCCUGUGCUCUGGGGGCUGCAGAGUUGACCUGGAGUGGAGUCUAGGUCUGAGUCCUGGCUCUCUGCCUCUGGUCCUACCCAAAGUUUCCCAUGUAUGUGUGCGUGUGUGUGUGUGUGUGUGUGUGUGUGUGUGUGUGUGUGUUUAUGGGCACAAGUGUGCCCUCAGGGUAAGCCGGAGCCUGGAGUGCCCUCUUUGGGUUUACAUAGCCCAGGAGGUCUGAGACUGGCAAUGGAAAGCCCUAACUACUAUGUUUCCGAAUUGAUCCUGGAUUCAUUCAUUCAGUCAUCUGAAAACAUUGACCAUAUACUAUGUGCCAGCUCUAGUUUUCAGUCCUGGGGAGCCUCAUUCUGACUUCCUCUGAUUGUGGCAUGUGAGCUAUUCCAGUAGGGUGAGUGAAGGCCUGGAAGAAGAGAAAAGCUCAUUUCUAGAGUCAGAAAGAAAGAAAGUUGUGAACAUUGACCACUGUCCCUCUCCUCAACCCAGUCAGACAGAGGGUAGGAAGUAUAGAGUAGCAGAGGGCUCAGGGUUCAUUGAGACCCAGCCCCACUCCUAAGCUAAUGCUUGUUGGGGUCCCCUGUUCUCAUUCCCCAGGUCCUCCAAGGAGACAGGCUUGAGGGACAGGCCAGCCUUUGAGUCUGGGUUUUGGGUCAUCUGCUUGGUUGCUUAGCUAAGUCUAAGCUGUGGGGGAAGGAUGCACUGAAGAAGACCUGCAGGAUGGAGGGCAGAGAGGUGGGGCCAUCUCUUUGAGCAGUCAGGAGAGAAGAAAGAAUGUAAGAUUGGAUGGAAUGUGUCUGAUGGAGAAGAACUGCACGCUGAGGGAUAAGGAAUCUGCUGCCCGGGGUCCUAUUCUUGACCCUGGAUGUGUUCACUGUCAUGAGGGCACCAGGAUGACCCUGUCUCUUCAGCUGCUCACUGCGUGUGGCUCUGUAUCCCUCCCCGUAUCUCCCUUCCCUACACCUCUUGUCCCCCCAUCUUUGUCCCCCUGAGCAUUUUAUGGCUUGGCUGGAUGGAAGAGACUUUGGGACCUGCUGGUUGGCUAUGGCAUCUUUUUUUUUUUUCUUUUUCUUUUAUUCUUCCAUCAUUUUUUUUUUAAAAAAAACAGAACAAUACCAAAAAGUGUCCAGAUAA